AAGAGCCUCAAUUGUAGCAACAGUAGCAGUGUGUUAGAGAUCAACCACUUGUACAGCAGACAUCAGAAGCACCAGCACAAACUACAGCUCAGACUGUCUUCAAGCGCACAGUAGGAAGCAGCACUGAAAAAUUCCAUUGGAUUGGGGAUCUUGUGAUCAGACCACGAGAAAAUAUGAGCCGCAAAGUCCCUGAAAAGUCUGAUGACAUUGCAAAGGACCUGGACCACCUUUCAUUGGAUGGAGACGUAGGUGAAAGAAAUGCAAACAUUCAGACAACAGGUGAUGAUGAUGAUGAUGAUGAAGAAGAUUAUGAAGGUGAAGAUGAUGAUGGUGAAGAUGAAGAUAAUGAAGAAGGUGAUGAGGAUGAUGACGAUGAUGAGGAUGAUGACGAUGAUGAUGAUGAUGAAGAUGAUGAUGAAGAUGACGACGAUGAUGAAGACGACGAUGAUGAAGAUGACGAUGAUGAAGAUGACGAUGAUGAUGAUGAUGAAGAUGAUGAUGAUGAUGACGACGAUGAUGAAGACGACGAUGAUGAAGAUGAUGAUGAUGAAGAUGACGAUGAUGACGAUGAUGAUGAUGAUGAUGAAGAUGACGACGACGACGAUGAAGAUGAUGAUUAUGAGAGCUCAGAAUUAUCCUCCGAGGAGAAUAAGUAUGAGAAGGAGCGGAGACGGCAAUUGGAAGAGGAGAAAAAGAGGAAGAAGAAGAAGAAAAGGAAAAGACAGAAGAAGAUCCUGAUGGGGGUUGCAGUUGGAGUCGGUAUAGUAGCAGUUGCAGCUUUAACCGUGGCUACUGGUGGUGGAGGAGGUGUAGCUGCUUUGGUCGCAGGUAAAGCUGCACUUAAACAUGCAAUUAAGAAGAAGAAGGGAAAAAAAAGCUGCAAAAAACGUACAAAAUAAAUAAUUUGACUUACUAGGACAUGAGAGUUUAUAUAUAGUUUUCCCACACUUAUUUGUCAUGCUAACCUGAUAAGUUGCAUCCUUCUGUACAAAGGUCUUUGAUCUCCCAUUAUUGUCAUGGUGUCCUGAAUGGUCACUAGUCAGUGUGUGUUGUGUUGUCUUUAUUCAGCAAAUAAAAGCUUGCAAUAAUUCAUAUGAAAUGA
Ctenopharyngodon idella (grass carp) is the source of this 1102-nucleotide messenger RNA. RefSeq names its product prostatic spermine-binding protein-like. The transcript has 5 exons. Lineage: Eukaryota; Metazoa; Chordata; Actinopteri; Cypriniformes; Xenocyprididae. The record is from RefSeq and is a predicted model, not a curated record. Bases 174 to 899 code for a protein of 241 amino acids.